CCGACGAGAGCACAAGCGGAAGUAAAUAGUCAGGUUGGCACGUUAGCUAGCAAGGGGCGUCAAUAAAGUGAUAAGUUUAGCGUGCAUUCACCUACAUUUUAACUCGUUCAUUUUUAUUAGAAUAUUCUGUCGAAUUGCUUUGAAGGGUCAACAUAGACGCAUCCGAGACCUGCCUCCAUAACAAUUACAUUAGCAGAGCUCGAGAACACGUUUAAGGCCUGGAACCUGUGCUAACUUAGCCAGCGUAGUUGCCGCUAAGUUCAAGCUAACGGCGCGUGUGGCACCUUAGCGAGAACUAAAGACUAAAGUGGCUACUUACUUAAGCGAAUGUCUGCUAUUCUUCUAGUCGCGUAAAUAUAGUCUAUCCAGGUAGUGUCAACUCUGGCUGUGGUGGAAGGAAAUUUUCGGCUGGAUUUAAAAUGAUAAUUGAAAAUCUGGAUGCUUUGAAAACAUGGCUGUCUGAAACGCUCGAGCCCAUCUGCGAAGCAGACCCAUCAGCCCUCGCCAAGUAUGUUGUUGCCCUGGUGAAGAAGGACAAAACUGAAAAAGAACUAAAAGCCUUGUGUAUUGAUCAGUUGGACGUGUUUCUUCAGAAAGAGACCCAGCAAUUUGUGGACAAGCUGUUUGAAGCUGUGAACAACAAAAGCUAUCUGCCCCAGACAGAACAAUUGCCUACUCUGGUGAAAGUGGAGAAAGAUGAACAGAAAAAUGAUGAGACAACUCGAGAAGAGGAACGUGACAAAAAGUUUUCUCGACGAGUGAAUAGCCCUCCACCAUCAAGUUCCCGCUAUAAUAGAGAUGGCAGGAGAGGAGACGACCGUAAGAGGGAAGACCGUUCCAGAAAAAGGGAUUAUGACCGCAACCCACCAAGAAGGGACUCCUACCGCGAUCGCUAUAAUCGGAGGAGGGGCCGCAGUCGUAGUUACAGUCGUAGCCGAAGCCGGAGUUGGAGCAAGGAUCGUACUCGGGACAGGGAUAGGGACAGGGACAGAGAGCGGGAUAGAGACCGUGACAGAGACAGAAGCAUGAGUCCCUCUCAGAGUAGAACUCGCUCUCGAAGUAGGAGUAGAGAAAGAGAUUCUGGGAAGUUAAAGUAUGAUCAUGAUCGAGCAGACAGGUUGGAAGGUGCUGAUGGGUACACCCCAGCUGUUCUGGUUUCCACUGCAACCACUUCACAUUUCCCUGUGCCGACACUGAGCAGCACCAUCACAGUCAUAGCUCCAACUCAUCACAGCAACAACACAACCGAGAGCUGGUCAGAUUUCCACCCAGAUCACCCUGUGGAUCAUGGCCCUUUUAGGGGGCCUCCUCCUCCUCAGCAAAGAAAACGGUGCCGUGAUUAUGAUGAAAAGGGCUUCUGCAUGAGAGGAGACAUGUGCCCUUUUGACCAUGGAAGUGACCCAGUUGUUGUGGAGGAUGUCAGCCUGCCCAAUAUGCUGCCCUUCCAACCUCCACCCAUCCCUGGUGUGGAUCCCCCGCCCCCUCCAGGUCUUCCACCUCCACCUCUCUUGAACCCCCCACCUGUGAAUUUGGGACCUCCUGUGCCCACACCAGGGGCUCUCCCACCAAGCCUUCCGCCGGUUGCUGGACCACCUCCUCCUCUUCCACCACUUCAACCAUCAGGAAUGGAUGCUCCUCCCAAUUCCAUUACAAGCGCUGUUCCCACCAUUGUCACGUCAGGGAUGCGCUCUUCGGUGUCUCAAAUGUCUGAACCACUUUUCCCCUCAGCUACUUAUGAGACUGACGUGUACAAUCCAGAAUCUCCCAGCAUCACCAUCAGCUCCAGGCCAAUGUACCGCCAUUGUGUCAAUGCCCAGAGGCCCAACCUGAUUGGCCUUACAAUGGCUGAUGAGGAUCAGCCACCGAGAGACAAGGUUGCAAACAGCAUGAGAAUUGUUAUGGAUUCUGGCCUCAGGAAGAGACCAAUUGGUUCACAUGAUGGGAGCAUUGUGCACAAGAAGCCUUGGCUUGACAAACCUAAUUAUAACAAGCCCAAUCACCUGGGAUACAACAGAAGAGGCCCGUUCAACUCUGCAAAUACAAAGUUGCUGGUUCGGCAAAUUCCCUCCGAUCUCAACAACAUUAGCAAACUCAAUGAACAUUUCAGCAAGUUUGGAACCAUCGUCAACCUUCAGGUGGCAUACCAGAAUGACCCAGAAGGUGCGCUGAUCCAGUUUGCAUCACCAGCUGAGGCCAAGCGGGCCAUACAAAGCACAGAGGCUGUCCUCAACAACCGCUUCAUUCGGGUGCAUUGGUUUCGUGAGAACGGAGGAGAUGGGCUGGGUCACGGACACUUUCACCCACAGCCGUUGCAGCCACAGCCCAUCACGCAGCCCUCAGAAACCUUGCUGAAGCAGUCUGUCAAAUAUCGCCUUGGGCCUCUUCUCACUGCAAACUCUGAGCCUUCACAGGACUCCAAUGUGCCCGCUCAGAAUCCUGCCAAAGCAUCAGUGAAGGAGCGUUUGGGUUUCUCAACCAAACCAGUUCCUCCGGUGGAGAAGGUAUUUUCAACCUCUGCGGGCCUCUCCAAGACUGUAUACAAUCCUGCGGCCAUGAAAGCUGUCCAGAAAACCACAGAGGAUGUCCUAAAGAAGAAGAAGGAAGCCCUAAAAUUACAACAAGAUGUAAGGAAGAAGAAGCAGGAAAUCCUAGAGAAGCACAUUGAAACACAAAAGCUCCUAAUAGCCAAACUUGAGAAGAACAAAGCAAUGAAAGCAGAGGAUAAAGCCAAGAUCAUGGAAACGUUGGGCAUGUUAACCAAGAGCAUCACAAAACUACAAGAAGAGAUAAAAAGCAUCUCAAGCAGCAGCAAUCUGCUGCUUGCCGCCAAGAGCAAGGCCCAAGCUCAGAAAGAACUGCUUGAUGCAGAGCUGGACCUCUACAAGAAGACUCAAGCUGGGGAGGAUACUGCUUUAUUGAAGCUCAAGUAUACCCAGCUGCAAAUAGAGGCCGCUAAAAGAGGACUGCUGUCACCAGGCCGGGGCCGUGCCGUUCCAACUCGAGGUCGUGGCACUUCAAGAGCCCGAGGACGGGGUUCCAGAGGACGGGGAAGGGGUGUUCCACUCCAUGCAGUUGUGGAUCAUCGACCACGAGCUCUUCAGAUCUCUGGAUUUUCUGAUAUUGAGAGGGUAGAUCUCCUACCUCACUUUGCUCAAUUUGGAGAAAUAGAAGACUGCCAGAUGUACGACGACGGCCUGUCUGCAAUCAUAACAUACAGGACAAGAGCAGAGGCAGAGCAGGCGGCCCUUCAUGGCCUCAAGUUGAACAACCAGAAUUUACACCUGGCGUGGCACAAACCUGCCAUCACACUUAAUUCUUCUGAUGCUAAUGAGGCAGAACCAGAUGAGGAGGAGUAUCCAGAAGAAUCACUGAGUGACGAUGCCUUGCUGCAGGAUGAUGACGAGGAGGAGGAUGACAACGAGCCUCGCUCCUGGCGUAGAUGAAGAUUGUCCUCAUGUUGAGCACAAGUGGAUGAUGACCAGAUUCCAGCUGUUUAUUUAUUAUAAUGCCAGUUCAAAAAUCUAACGGAACCAUGGCUUGACUUGUCAAAUAUGUAACCGGCUGAAGAAACAUGUGACUUUGAUUGAUUUUAAGAUGUAUUCCAGAUGCAACAAUGUUUUUUUUUUUGUUUUUUUUUUAAUGCUCUUAAUGUAGUUUUUUUUCUUUUUUGGGGGGGUUAAUUGGAUCAUAGAAUUCAUAGUUUGUGACAGCUAGUUGGAGAAAACAAAUCCUGUGUUACCAUUGAACUAAAUGACAGGCCGUAAAGCUCAUUCAGAAUAGUAUUACAUUGAUUGGUUAAAUGCUCAUAUGUAAAUA
Doryrhamphus excisus (bluestripe pipefish) is the source of this 3816-nucleotide messenger RNA. It is a transcript of the gene rbm26, whose product is annotated as RNA binding motif protein 26. NCBI's taxonomy places the organism in Eukaryota, Metazoa, Chordata, Actinopteri, Syngnathiformes, Syngnathidae. The record is from RefSeq and is a predicted model, not a curated record. Gene Ontology annotation, molecular function: RNA binding; metal ion binding. Gene Ontology annotation, cellular component: nucleus.